Molecule: messenger RNA, 13977 nt
Organism: Pelodiscus sinensis (Chinese soft-shelled turtle)
Lineage: Eukaryota; Metazoa; Chordata; Testudines; Trionychidae
Source: RefSeq, a predicted model, not a curated record
GUCUUUAAUUAUUUGCUGAUUUUUAUUCCCAAAUGUAAAAGCGUGGAAUAAAGAAUAAGAGGUUUUUCUGUGUGGUAGCAUAAGCAAAUGUUAAUGCACCAUUUGCAAAGCUGUUCAAGAAUGUAAUUUGUUCAAAGCAUGGAAUAUUUGAGCUGUUAGUAACUCUGUUUGUAAAGCUGAGAAAUGGGUUUCUAAAUGAUAACACUUAUCUGUGAAUGCAGAAGUAUGUGCCUCCCUGUGCACUUAAUUGAAAUGAAGAGCUAAUUAACUGUCAAAAUAAAUUUGCAUUUUUAGAUGUUUUAUAACAUUUUGGUUUAAAAUCAUGGUAGUGUUAAAUAUGUUUUUGUUUUGUGGCAGUUGAUCAACUCUUGUAUAUUCCAGUAACUUAAUUGCUUAUUUUGUUUUGUUAUCAGUCUGUACAGUAAACUGUCUUUGAAAUCAGCCUGCCAGCAGCUGGCAGCUGACCUGCUGGUUUUGGCACCACCCAGGUUCAGCAUGACAUCACUGUGUAAAGUAGCUCAAGUAGUCCACCUUACUGAUUCUUCAAGGAAGUUUGUACAAGCACCUGGGUGUGUGUUAUGUAGCUAGUCUAAUUCGUGUUGGGGAAAGUAGACGGAACAAAACAAAAAAAUGGACUUUUUAAAAAAAGUAGUUCCUGCUGUAAUUUCUGGAGAUGUGGUACUGGAUAUUGGAAAUACUGUUGGAAGUUCCCCAAGGCUAUUGAAGAUGAGACGUGUCAGCCUGUUUUCGUUAGGGCAGACUAUAGAUGAAGAAGAUCAGAUAGAUUUCUCACCUUCAAAUUACAGCAUGUAUCCACAGCACCAACUUGCCUCAGCACCCACCAGCAGUGUAAAUAAACGUAGAGUUUCUCCUAACAUCAGUUCCACCUUGGAAAAGAGAAGCGUCAUUAUGUCUAAUAUUAUAAUUGAUCCGGAUGUCAAACCUGGUGAAUAUGUCAUCAAGAGCCUCUUUGCUGAGUUUGCUGUUCAAGCUGAAAAGAAAAUUGAAGUCGUAAUGGCUGAACCCUUGGAAAAGCUCUUAUCAAGAUCUCUUCAAAGAGGUGAAGAUCUUCAAUUUGACCAGUUGAUAAGCUCUAUGAGCUCAGUAGCAGAGCACUGUCUCCCCUCUUUACUACGCACCUUGUUUGACUGGUACCGGCGUCAAAAUGGAACUGAAGAUGAAUCUUAUGAAUACAGACCUCGAUCUAGUACAAAAUCUAAGGGGGAUGAGCAACAGCGUGAGAGAGACUAUCUACUUGAAAGGAGGGACUUAGCUGUAGAUUUCAUUUUUUGUUUAGUUUUAGUAGAAGUUCUGAAACAGAUACCUGUUCAUCCAGUGCCAGAUUCUUUAGUACAUGAAGUUCUGAAUUUGGCUUUUAAGCACUUUAAACACAAGGAAGGAUAUUCAGGAACCAAUACUGGGAAUGUGCAUAUUAUUGCAGAUUUAUAUGCGGAAGUGAUAGGGGUUCUUGCUCAAUCAAAGUUUCAGGCUGUUAGGAAGAAGUUUGUCACUGAAUUAAAGGAACUGCGACAGAAGGAACAGAGUCCUCAUGUAGUACAGAGUAUCAUCAGCUUAAUUAUGGGGAUGAAGUUUUUCAGAGUAAAAAUGUAUCCUGUAGAAGACUUUGAAGCAUCAUUUCAGUUCAUGCAGGAAUGUGCUCAAUACUUCCUGGAGGUAAAAGAUAAAGAUAUAAAACAUGCACUUGCUGGUUUGUUUGUGGAAAUUCUCAUCCCGGUGGCUGCUGCUGUUAAAAAUGAAGUGAAUGUGCCAUGUUUGAAAAAUUUUGUGGAGAUGCUCUACCAGACUACCUUUGAAUUGAGCUUAAGAAAGAAGCACUCACUGGCUCUAUAUCCAUUGAUCACCUGCCUGUUGUGUGUCAGUCAGAAACAGUUUUUUUUAAAUAACUGGCACAUUUUCCUGCAGAACUGUUUGUCACAUUUAAAGAUGCCAUCUAACAACAGUAUCAGAAAACAAAUAGAAACACUCCAGAAUAAAGAUCCUAAAAUGUCCCGAGUUGCACUGGAAUCACUCUAUAGAUUACUGUGGGUUUAUGUUAUUAGAAUAAAAUGUGAAAGCAACACUGUAACACAAAGCCGUCUCAUGAGCAUUGUAUCAGCACUUUUCCCCAAAGGCUCACGUAGUGUGGUCCCUCGAGACACACCUUUAAAUAUAUUUGUGAAGAUUAUUCAAUUCAUUGCUCAGGAACGCUUGGAUUUUGCAAUGAAAGAAAUAAUAUUUGAUCUUCUAAGUGUUGGGAAAUCACCUAAAACCUUCACUAUUAAUCCAGAGAGGAUGAAUAUAGGCCUCAGAGUCUUCCUUGUGAUAGCAGACAGUUUACAGCAGAAAGAUGGUGAACCACCAAUGCCAACAACAGGAGUUGUUCUUCCCUCAGGAAACACUCUGCGAGUAAAGAAAAUCUUUCUCAAUAAAACUCUGACAGAUGAAGAAGCAAAAGUAAUAGGAAUGUCAAUAUAUUACCCUCAAGUGAGAAAAGCACUAGACAGCAUUCUUAGGCAUCUGGACAAAGAAGUUGGGAGGCCAAUGUGCAUGACUAGUGUACAGAUGUCAAAUAAGGAACCUGAGGACAUGAUUACGGGAGAGAGAAAACCUAAGAUUGAUUUGUUCAGAACUUGUAUUGCUGCUAUCCCAAGACUGAUUCCAGAUGGGAUGAGCAGGACUGACCUUAUUGAAUUAUUAGCAAGGCUGACAAUUCACAUGGAUGAAGAACUGCGUGCCCUCGCUUUCAAUACUCUACAGGCAUUAAUGCUCGAUUUUCCAGACUGGCGGGAAGACGUUCUUUCGGGAUUUGUUUAUUUUAUUGUGCGUGAAGUGACUGAUGUCCAUCCAACGCUUCUUGAUAGUGCAGUAAAGAUGUUAGUGCAGCUAAUAAAUCAAUGGAAGCAAGCUGCCCAAAUGCACAAUAAAACCCAAGAUUCUCAGCGUGGUGCCUCUAAUGGAACUGCACAUACUCUUCCCCUGGAGAAGACCCUUUACUCCAAUGUAUUUCAUAUUGUGGAAGGCUUUGCAUUGGUCAUUCUUUGUAGCACAAGACUUGCAACCAGAAGAUUAGCUGUCAGCAUUCUUCGGGAAAUACGGGCUUUGUUCACAGUAUUAGAAAUUUCCAAGAGUGAUGAUGAGUUGGCUAUAGAUGUGAUGGACAGACUGAGUUCAUCUAUUCUUGAGAGUUUCAUACAUCUCACAGGGGCAGAUCAGACUACUUUACUAUAUUGCCGCAGUUCAAUUGAUUUACAAACAGUAGCUGACUGGAGCUCCUCUCCUAUUAGUCACCAGUUUGAUGUGGUGAGUCCAUCACAUAUAUGGAUAUUUGCACAUGUGACCCAGGGCCAAGAUCCAUGGAUUAUAAGCCUCUCCAGUUUUAUGAAACAAGAAAAUCUUCCAAAACACUGUCCAACAGCUGUAAGCUAUGCUUGGAUGUUUGCUUACACAAGACUCCAACUGUUGUCUCCACAGAUUGACAUUAAUAGCCCUAUCAAUGCCAAGAAGGUAAAUACUACUACAAAUAGUGAUUCAUAUAUCGGGCUCUGGAGAAACUACCUGAUUCUUUGCUGCAGUGCAGCAACUUCCACAUCCUCUACUUCAGCUGCAGGUUCUGUGAGAUGUUCCCCUCCUGAGACGCUGGCGUCUACUCCUGACAGUGGCUAUAGCAUUGAUUCAAAAAUUAUUGGCAGUCCAUCCCCUUCAUCACUGUUUAAGCACAUAGUUCCAAUGAUGCGCUCUGAGAGUAUGGAAAUUACAGAAUCCCUUGUGCUGGGACUUGGUAGGACCAACCCAGGAGCUUUUAGGGAACUAAUAGAGGAAUUACAUCCUAUAAUUAAGGAAGCACUUGAAAGAAGGCCAGAGAAUAUGAAACGACGCAGGCGUCGAGAUAUUUUACGAGUACAGCUAGUGCGAAUAUUUGAACUGCUGGCAGAUGCUGGUGUUAUUAGUCACAGUGCAAGUGGUGGCCUUGAUAAUGAAACACAUUCCCUCAACAACACUUUAUUAGAGUAUGUCGAUCUAACUAGACAACUCCUGGAGGCAGAAAAUGAAAAGGACUCGGACACACUGAAAGAUAUCCGAUGCCAUUUUAGUGCCUUAGUGGCAAAUAUCAUUCAAAAUGUUCCAGUGCACCAGAGAAGAAGUGUCUUUCCUCAGCAGAGUCUACGUCACAGUCUCUUUAUGUUGUUCAGUCACUGGGCAGGUCCGUUUAGCAUCAUGUUUACCCCUCUGGAUAGAUACAGUGAUAGGAACAUGCAGAUAAACAGACACCAGUACUGUGCUUUGAAGGCAAUGUCUGCUGUACUGUGUUGUGGCCCUGUUGCAGAUAACGUAGGACUCUCAUCAGAUGGUUAUUUGUACAAGUGGCUGGAUAAUAUUUUGGAUUCACAAGAUAAAAAGGUGCAUCAGUUAGGUUGCGAGGCAGUUAUGCUGCUGUUGGAGCUCAACCCUGACCAGAGUAACCUCAUGUAUUGGGCUGUGGACCGGUGUUACACAGGUUCCAGGCGGGUAGCAGCUGGCUGUUUUAAAGCCAUAGCCAGUGUGUUUCAGAACAGGGAUUACCAGUGUGAUACAGUAAUCCUUCUAAAUCUGAUACUGUUUAAAGCAGCUGAUUCUGCUAGGGCUAUCUAUGAAGUUGCUAUGCAGCUAUUACAGAUCUUGGAACCUAAGAUAUUUCGCUAUGCUCACAAAUUGGAGGUUCAGAGAACUGAUGGUCUACUGGGUCAGCCUUCUCCUUUGCCACACCUGUAUUCUGUGUCAUAUUAUCAACUGUCAGAGGAAUUAGCAAGGACAUACCCUGAGUUAACUCUUGCUAUCUUCUCAGAGGUGAGCCAGAGAAUUCAAACAGCGCACCCUGCUGGGAGACAAGUGAUGCUGCACUAUUUGCUUCCAUGGAUGAACAAUAUUGAGUUGGUAGAUUUGAAACCUUUGCCAACAAUACGGCAUGAAGAUGAAGAUGAAGAUGAGGAUUCUUUAAAAGACAGGGAACUGAUGGUAAACAGUCGGCGCUGGCUAAGAGGAGAAGGCUGGGGAUCACCACAGGCUACUGCUAUGGUUUUAAACAAUCUGAUGUAUAUGACAGCAAAGUAUGGUGAUGAAGUAGCAUGGUCAGAGAUAGAGAAUGUCUGGACUACUCUAGCAGACAGUUGGCCAAAAAAUCUGAAAAUAAUUUUACACUUUUUGAUCAGCAUUUGUGGAGUGAAUAGCGAACCCAGCCUCUUGCCUUAUGUGAAAAAGGUUAUUGUCUAUUUAGGUAGAGAUAAAACAAUGCAACUAUUGGAAGAACUGGUGAGUGAACUACAGCUUACAGAUCCAGUCAGCUCUGGAGUCACUCAUAUGGAUAAUCCACCAUAUUACCGCAUCACUUCCAGUUACAAAAUUCCUUCCGUCACUUCAGGUACUACUUCCAGUAGCAAUACAAUGGUUGCUCCCACAGAUGGCAAUCUUGACAAUAAACAUACAAAAGACAAUAUAGAAGAGAACUAUGUGCAUCUAGAUAUCUACAGUGGAUUGAAUACUAAUUUGAACCGCCAGCACCACAGGCUAGAAUCUCGCUACAGCAGCAGCUCUGGAGGAUCGUACGAAGAGGAAAAAAGUGAUUCAAUGCCACUAUAUUCUAACUGGCGACUGAAAGUGAUGGAGCAUAAUCAAGGAGAGCCUCUACCCUUCCCAUCUGCUGGAGGUUGUUGGUCACCACUGGUGGAUUAUUUGCCUGAAACUUCAUCUCCAGGCAUGUCUCUUCACAGAUGUAAUAUAGCAGUGAUCCUUUUGACUGACUUGAUAAUCGACCACAGUGUGAAGGUGGAAUGGGGAGGCUACCUCCAUCUGUUACUUCAUGCAAUUUUUAUAGGGUUUGACCACUACCACCCUGAAGUGUAUGAGCAUUGUAAACGCCUGCUUUUGCACUUGUUGAUAGUGAUGGGCUCCAACAGUAAUGUCCAGUCUGUUGCUUCUGUCCUUCUCAGGAACAGGGAGUUUAAUGAACCCAGGGUGCUUACUGUCAAACAAACUGCACAUUUGGAUUAUACUUUCAUAGGUGUUAAUGAUUUUAUACCUGAUUACCAGCCCUCCCCAAUGACAGACUCAGGGCUUAGUUCAAGUUCUACCUCUUCUAGCAUCAGCUUAGGAAAUACCAGCGCUGCCAUUUCUCAUCUGCACACCACCAUUCUCAAUGAAGUUGAUAUUUCAGUAGAGCAGGAUGAAAAAGUGAAAACACUCAUGGAAUUUAUUACCUCAAGGAAAAGAGGUCCACUUUGGAAUCAUGAGGAUGUUUCAGCCAAGAACCCUUGUAUAAAGAGUGCAGAGCAGUUAACUGUGUUUCUAAAACAUGUGGUGUCUGUGUUUAAGCAGUCAAGUUCAGCAGGAUUUCAAUUGGAGCAGCAUCUUAGUGAACUUGCUUUGCAAACUGCACUUUCUUGCUCCUCUCGACAUUAUGCUGGGAGAUCAUUUCAGAUUUUCAGGGCUCUGAAGCAGCCUCUUACUGCAUCCACAUUUUCUGACAUUCUCUCCAGGCUUGUAGAAACUGUAGGAGAUGCAGGAGAAGAAGCACAGGGUUUUGUCAUAGAGCUACUUCUCACUCUGGAAUCUGCCAUUGAUACAUUGGCUGAAACCGUGAAGCAUUAUGAUCUUAUUUCUGCACUUUCUCAAACCUCAUACCAUGAUCCUGUAAUGGGAAACAAGUAUGCAGCUAAUCGAAAAAGCACUGGACAGAUAAAUCUAAGCACAAGUCCUAUUAGUAGUGGCAAUUAUUUGGGAUAUUAUAGCAAUGCAAGGAGUAACUCUUUGAGACUGAGUUUAAUUGGUGACCGGAAAGGGGACCGUCGACGGAGUAACACACUGGAUAUAAUGGAUGGACGAAUAAACCAUGGUGGAAGCUUAGCAAGGACUAGAAGCCUCUCCUCUCUGAGAGAGGGAGGAAUGUGUGAUGUGCAGCUCACUACUGAUCCUAUCAACCUGAUGGCCAACAUUUUUUGGAUUGCAGCAUCAUUGCUAGAAUCAGAUUAUGAAUAUGAAUAUCUCCUGGCUCUCAGGCUGCUCAACAAACUUCUUAUUCACUUGCCUCUGGAUAAAUCAGAGAGCUGGGAGAAGACAGAAAAGAUACAGAAUGAAAUGAAAUGGAAUAACUUUCCAGGCCUUCAGCAGCUCUUCCUUAAGGGCUUUACCUCAGUGUCUACACAGGAAAUGACAGUUCACCUCCUCAGUAAACUCAUCACAGUCUCCAAACAUACAUUGGUUGAUCCCUCCCAAUUAGCAGGAUUUCCUCUUAACAUCUUGUGCUUACUGCCUCAUCUAAUCCAGCAUUUUGAUAACCCAACUCAGUUCUGUAAAGAAACAGCAGACAAGAUAGCAAAGGUUUGUGCAGAAGAGAAGUCACCAACCCUUGCCAAUUUGGCACAUAUGAUGAGUUUAUACAGUACUCACAGUUAUUCCAGAGACUGUUCUAAUUGGAUUAAUGUCGUGUGUAGAUAUUUGCAUGACUCCUUCUCAGAAACAACAUUUAAGCUGGUAACUUACCUUGCAGAGCUGCUAGAGAAAGGAUUAUCAAGCAUGCAGCAAUCUUUACUGCAGAUUGUUUAUAGUCUUCUGAGUCAUAUUGACCUGUCUGCAGCACCAGUGAAGCAGUUUAAUCUGGAAAUCAUAAAGGUUAUUGGUAAAUAUGUUCAGAGUCCAUACUGGAAGGAGGCUCUUAAUAUUUUGAAACUGGUGGUGUCUCGAUCAGCAAGUCUAGUUGUUCCUAAUGAUGUUCCAAAGUCUUAUGGCGGUGAUAUUGGUUCUCCUGAAAUUUCUUUCACAAAAAUGUUUAAUAAUGUCUCCAAGGAACUACCUGGGAAGACCUUAGAUUUUCAUUUUGAUAUAUCAGAGACCCCCAUUAUUGGAAAUAAGUAUGGUGAUCAGCACAGUGUAGCUGGAAGAAAUGGGAAGCCAAAAGUCAUUGCUGUCACUCGGAGUACUUCUUCAACCUCAUCAGGGUCCAAUUCCAAUGCCUUGGUCCCUGUCAGCUGGAAAAGGCCACAGCUAUCUCAGAGAAGAACUAGAGAGAAACUAAUGAAUUUGCUCUCACUGUGUGGCCCAGAAUCUGGUCUCCCCAAAAAUCCAUCAGUUGUGUUUUCUUCUAAUGAAGAUUUGGAAGUUGGAGACCAACAAACUAGCCUUAUCUCAACAACAGAAGAAGUAAUUCUAGAGGAGGACAUGGCUGUGGAAGAUAACAGCAGUGAACAACAAUUUGGAGUUUUUAAAGAUUUUGACUUUUUAGAUGUUGAGUUGGAAGAUGCAGAGGAGCUGCAGGGUGAAAGUAUGGACAACUUCAACUGGGGAGUCCGUAGGCGCUCACUUGACAGUAUCGAUAAGGGAGACACACCAUCCCUUCAAGAAUGUCAGUAUUCUGGUAGCACACCCAGCUUGAACUUGACCAAUCAAGAGGAUACUGAUGAGUCCUCAGAAGAGGAAGCUGCACUAACUGCAAGUCAAAUAUUAUCCCGAUCACAGAUGUUAAAUAGUGAUUCUGCCAUAGAUGAAGCAAUAUCAGAUCAUGCAAGUUCAUUAUUGCAGUCUCAAGACUCCACUAGCAGUAUGGGAACAGAAGAAGUGCUUCAAAUCAGAGCUGAGACCCCAAGUUUGGAGGCUUCGCCUCUAGAUAACUCUAGCUACCAGCUGCCUGAGGAUGGUGGUUCAGCUGCCAAGGAUGAACAGGUUAGCAUUGCUAGUGAAGACAAUGGAUCAUAUAUAUUACACGAACAACAGGACUCUCUGAUCUGUCAGGAACCUCUAGAGUUGGAAGAAACUCCUGAAAUGCCAGAAAUGUCAGAAUUGCCAGCUCCUGAGAGCUAUUCUGAAUCUAUAUGUGAAGAGGAUGUCACCCUUGCUUUGAAAGAGCUAGAUGAGAGAUGUGAAGAAGAAGAAGCUGACUUCUCUGGGUUGUCUAGCCAAGAUGAGGAAGAACAGGAUGGUUUUCCAGAAGUACAGACUUCACCACCACCUUCACCAUUUCUUUCUGCCAUAUUGGCAGCUUUUCAGCCAGUGACAUAUGAUGAUGAAGAGGAGGCCUGGCGCUGCCAUGUCAAUCAAAUGCUGUCAGACACUGAUGGAUCUUGUGCAGUCUAUACUUUUCAUGUGUUCUCUAGAUUAUUUCAGACCAUUCAAAGAAAGUUUGGAACUAUAACAAAUGCUGCAGUCAGUUUUCUUGGUGAGGGUCUACAGCGUAUUGGAACAAAAUUUAAAAGUUCGUUGGAGGUGAUGAUGAUGUGUUCAGAAUGCCCAACAGUCUUUAUUGAUGCUGAAACGCUAAUGUCCUGUGGCUUACUAGAAAUAUUGAAGUUCAGUGUUCUGGAGCUCCAAGAACAUCUAGAUACCUAUAAUGCCAAAAGAGAGGCAGCAGAGCAGUGGCUAGAUGACUGCAAAAGGACAUUUGGUGCUGAUGAUGGCCUAAACAGAACCAAUACAAAUGCUCAGCAAAUGGAAAUUCUAGCAGAGCUGGAGUUGUGUCGACGGUUAUACAAGUUGCAUUUCCAGUUGCUGCUUCUGUUCCAAGCCUAUUGCAAACUUAUCAGCAGAGUAGAUGCAAUCAAAACAGAGGCAGAGGUUAUAAACAUGUCAGAAGAACUUGCCCAGCUCGAGAGCUGUCUGAAAGAGGCUGAAUCUGCCUCAGACAGUGGUAUUGAAGAAACUGAAAUACCAGAAGCUUCCCAAGCAAACACAGAAACGGCCAUUCAUUCUCUUAUUGAAACCUUGAGAAACAAGGAAUUUAUAGCAGCUGUAGCACAGGUCAAGGCUUUCAGGUCUAUUUGGCCCAAUGACAUAUUCGGCAGCACUGAAGACGACCCAAUACAAACGCUGUUGCAUAUAUAUUUUCGUCAUCAGACACUGGGCCAGACUGGUAGCUUUGCAGUAAUAGGCUAUAACCAAGACAUGUCAGAAGUCAGCUCAAAACUGAUGGAACUUAAUUUAGAAAUUCGAGAGUCUCUACGCAUGGUUCAAUCCUAUCAGCUUCUAGCAAAAGCCAAACCUGUAGGAAAUAUGGUGAGCACUGGAUUCUGAACAGCUUUUCAUUUAAUAAAGAAGCAAAGUUAAGGAUGCCUCAACAUUACCAAGCACCUUUCAUUUAAAAAAAUAUACUGAUGGCCAAUACAGAAUUUUAACAUAACAAGAAAUGUCAUCUACAAAACUAAUGGAGGUAACACUUUAUGGACUGCUGUUUCCACACAAGAAAGCUGUGUGGGUGGUAGUUAUUUUUUAUUAUACACACAAACUAUAUUAAAGGAAAAGGGCUAAAAGCAAUGCAUAUACAUGCAUUAUUUUCUGUAGAAACAGAAUUAUAAGUUCUGUUGCAGUAAUGGUCUCCAAAUGUUGAGACAAGUAAAGCAGGUAGGAUGAGGCUGAAAUCAAGGCUGAUUUAUUUUGGCUGAAGACCUGCAAGAUUUCCUGAUUUUUCCAGCAGUAACUGUAAUCAGCUAAUGUCUAAUGAUACACUUUGCAAUGCCAUGAAGAAUGUGCAAGUCAUACAUGAGCAGAAAAAAGACUUAAGACUUUGCAAAAACCAUUGAUUUCUUAAUGUUUUAUUUGCUUUUUGUUUUGUCUGUCAUGAGGAAUUGUGUGAGUUGAAAUGGAUAUGUGACCAUUACAUUUUGAAAGUAUGGAUGUUUGUUGACAAAGUCUCAGAGCAUGCCUGAAAGAGCAAUGCAAGAUUAUUUUUUGAUAAAUUUUAUUUUAUUAGUUUUAAUCCUCAUAGUGUGUAAAUGUUAGGACAUUUAAUAAUAUUUUAAACUGGGAUUCCCCAGUGUUUCUAAAAGAAAUAAUAUAUCUUAAUUUUAUUGGAAUGCUGCUCAGUUCUCUGAUCAGUGCUUAUGUUAUAAAUAUUAACAACUAACCAAAAAGUAGCUGCCUGCAGAGACUUUAAAAUGUAUAUUAAAUAUAUAUGCUGCCCAUCAGCAUUUCUCCUUAGAAGAAAGUUAACUUAUUUUAUUCUGUAUAUAUUCUAGAAACUGUAUAGUGCAAAACCAGUAUUUUUCUUGUACAUUCAUGCAAUGCACUGUUAUGAGUAUAGAUGUACAAAACUAAUGGGGAAAAGGGGAAUAGUGGCUAUUGGUUGUAGAAUACAUAACAUGCAGUCUGUGUAGUCUGCUGAAUUCAAGAAAAGGGGUGUGACAGCAUUGUGCAAGUAUCUUCAUAACUUGUUACACCUCAGGAAUUGGGACUACCGAGGGGAAAAAUGAAAGGAAGAGGAAAGUAUCAAAACAUGCAAACCUGCACUAUACUUAUAGUUCAUUGUCAUGAUAGCAUAAAAAGAACAGGAUUGUGUUAAAUAGUAUUUUGUAAAAGAAAUAUGAAUGUAGUCCCAUGAGUCCUGAUGAUUUGAAAGGAACACCCAAUAUUUUUAUAUGCAUCUCUUACCCACUGUGAUUUUUUUUUAAACUGGGCUCUAAUUGCAGAGUUUAGAAUGUAGAUAUUAAAGUCUUAGCUUUGCCUUUUCUUGGGGAAAUGAACCCCACUAGAAAUGUAAUUAUGCUGAAAUUCAUUAAUUGAAGGCACUGUAGACACUGUUAGACUGCUGACAGUAGUUAUGUUAUUACCUUAACAAGCUCUGUAACUGGUCAAGGCACAUUCAUAAUCACUGUAUUUUUUUGACCUGAUAAAAUUGAAUUAUUCUGAUGUUUGUAGUACUGUAGAUAUUUAAGUAUUUACAAGGGAUAUGUAGCUUUAUUUAGUGGCACAUUACCCAUUUAUUUACAGCAUUUUACCAACUCUCCCCCCCCCCUUUUUUUUGUAAAAUAAAAGCAUUGUAUCUGUCAUCCUGUGUAUUUUCUGCAAGCUAGAUAAAUGCUAUAGUAUCAUUUUUAGAUGUUUGUAAACACUGAAGUGGAAGGCUUAGUGAACAUACCGUGCAAAUUUACUGCUGAAAUUGUAAACAGAUUUUGAUGUCUUCUCAUAGGUCAUGUCAGCUACAGCAUUUUAAUGUGCAUCAAAAUAAGGUUAUAAUAUGACAUCCAUAUCUAAUUAUAAAUUACAAUGCACAAUUCCUAAACAUUAAUAUGAACAGUUGUAAGCAGAAAGUGAAAUUAUCCAACUAAACUAGGUCCUAGCCCUACUCUCUUACUUUAUAGUUUAGCCUUAUCUGGGUGUUUUCUCCCAAUCCACCACCUUCUCAAGCCUCUGAAAGGACUACACAAUGUCUUCCAGCACUAUUUUCUUAGACACCAGUUAUCCCUGUAACAAGGAAGUAGUAAGCCAAUUUAAGUGUAAUUUCUUUUGGCUAAUAGGUGCAAGUAUUUCCACAUCCACUUAUAAUUUGCUGAAUUCUUACACUAGCUGAUAUCCUUGAUGAAUAUUGUUCUGGAUGAUUAAGUACCUGAUCUGAUACUUAGGUCAAUGACCUGUUUCCCUUUGAAAGCAAGGGGGGUACCAAAGAAAGUUAAGGUUCUACCAAGUGAAAUUAUUAGAUUUACUAAAUACGCUGGUGGUUGGAGUGUCAACUAAUGCAAAUGGGAAAGGCACCCAUGGGCUAGUGAGUGAGACUGCAACCGUGACUCCACCAACCAACCACAAGAUAACUUGCUCUUUAAAGAGCUGGCCCAAAUUUUUGGCAACAAAUCAAGCUCCAUCCUGUUUCACAUAUACAAGAGCUUUGUGGCAGUCCCUGCCACUAGGGCUGUAAAAUCCUGUUUAAAAAAAAGUUAAACUAUGUUUAACUGGUUUAACUAGUAAGGCAGGCUGAAGGGCUGCUUUGUCCAGGCUGGGCCACUGAUUAACCAGAUUCCCUGGUAAGCAUGUCAGUAAGAUGAAUGAUUACCAGUAACUGAUUAACCCUUUACAUCCCUGCCUGCAACCCCAUCUAAAGUUACACAGGCCACUGUCCAUAACAGGUAUCGCAUGUUAUAAAAACAGAAGUUUGCAUUAGGUAUAUGCAAGAAUUUACUGUCUCCCUGUGAGGCAUUUGACAUGUAUUAGGACAGCCUACAAAAUGUUUGGAAUAUACUGGAGUGUAAAACUAAUACAAAUGAGUUCUGAGGGCUUUCCAUGUAACUGAAAUUAACAAAAGCAGCCUGAUCCUCCAAUUGCCAAAAAUAAGACUUCAGCCUGUACCAUUAUUAUGCUAAAAGAACGAGGUAGGGAGAUGGAAACCAGAUUUUUUUUCUCCACCCUACUUACUGCUUCCUAUUUUAUAGUAUGACUAAUAUUGCCACUACAGUGAAGCACCACUUUCAGAAUUGGGCUUAGUUAUCUUAAGCUCCAGUCUCUUGCCUCAGUGAUGUUGGAUGAGGAUAGGGAAGAAAAAAAAAGUCCUUUGAGUCAAAUUAAGCAGUACAUGUGUGUCUGUCUUUCUGCAUGUAUGUUCUAUGCUGUUAGAAAGCUUUUAUUGUUGAGGCACAAAACAGUGACAUACACUACUGCAUCUUCUAUAACAAGGUAGUUUUGCAAACAUCUGAUUCUUUGGUAACCAGGGAGCAUGUGCUUACUUAUAUCUUGCUGGCUGUUGUCUUCCCUGCCUGAUGAAGUCUACCAUUCCAGAAAGGAAGUUUUCUGGAGCAAUAAAGAUUGCACCAUGGACAAAGAUGACAUACCUCUAAUGUGUACAGCUUCAGAAAAGUCAGUAGACUUAUUUUUCCAUCUAAACUGUCUCAAAAAAAAUCCAUCUGGCUAUAGAUGAGUUAAGUGGUUUUAGUGGAUUGGGCACAGAGGUCCCAAUGUUCAUUUAAUGAAACUGACUGAGGCGCCUUCAUUACCUUAAAAAAAAUUAAAGGUCGAGAUGGUCCGAACAGUUUCAAGAUUGGCUCCUUUAGCAGAAAUGUAUUUACAUUAGCCUCUAAAGUAGAGGUAGGCAAUAAUUUUUGCUAGGGAGCUUCCCAAGAAUUUGGAAAGUGAUCAAGGGCUGCACUCUUCCAUAUCAUUGGAGGUGGUGUGGUGGUCUGGGAUGGAGGUUAAGUACAGAAGAGAGCUUAUAGUAAGGGACUGGGGUGCAGGAGAGUGGAGGGGGGGUCUGGGAGG